AUGCUUCUCACCACGCUCUUCACCUCUUUGAUUGGUGCCAGUGUCUUAGCCCGGGCCCAGGCAAACUCGUUCACCAAUCCCAUAUUUCCCGGUUGGCAUUCUGAUCCCUCCUGCACGGGUGUUAUCACGGAGCUCAAUAACACAAACUUCUGCGUGGCAUCGACCUUCUUAGCAACACCGGGUCUCCCAGUCUACGCGAGCCAGGAUUUCGUAAAGUGGAAGCUCGUCAGCAGCGCACUCACUCGAGAGUCACAGUUGCCGGAAAUUGGGGAAUCGAGCCCAGGGCAACAGAAUGGUAUCUUCGCCCCGACCUUCCGCUACCGAAACGGCACAUUCUACGUUGUGGUCGUAUCCGUACUUGGCUUGGACCCCAACCAGACAACCGUGGGAACCAUAUACACAACAACCGACCCAUACUCGGAUGAUGCGUGGUCCGAGGCUGUCCGCUUCACGCCAGCCAGCAUCGACCCGGAUCUCUUCUGGGACGACGACGUGGACGGCCAAGUCUACAUCACGUUCGCGGGCAUCCAACAAGCCAAGAUUGAUCUUAGCACGGGGGAAGUCAGCUCGACAUACUAUAUAUGGAACGGCACUGGAGGAGUCUGGCCCGAGGGACCUCACAUCUACAAGCCAUGGAAGGGCGGAUAUUACUAUCUCCUGAUAGCAGAGGGAGGCACCGAGCUAAACCAUGCUGUUACAAUCGCGCGAGCAACCAGCGUAGAUGGACCAUAUGAAGCCUUUGACGGAAACCCGAUCCUGACCAACCGCAACACAACCGAAUACUUCCAAACCGUUGGCCAUGCAGACUUGUGGCAAGACGCGGACGGGAACUGGUGGGGUGUUGCGCUUUCGACGAGGUCCGGGCCGGAAUGGAUCAAUUAUCCAAUGGGCCGGGAGUCAGUGCUCUUCAAUGUCACUUGGGAGGAGGGCGAUUGGCCGAUCUGUCAGAAUCCCAUCCAGGGACGGAUGAACGGGUGGGACCUGCCGACUGCGUCUUGCGACAUACCCGGCGACGGUCCGUUGGUGACUGACCCAGAUGUGGUUGACUUUGAGGACUACGAAUCCAUGCCGAAGCAGUUCUUGUACUGGCGGUUCCCAAAGGCUGAGAAAUACGAGGUGUCCCCGGAAGAAAAGCCUAAUUCUCUCAAAUUGGUGCCGAGUGUGGCUAAUUUGACCGGUGGCGCGGACUUUGAACCGGCAGAUGGCAUCACAUUCGUCAGUCGACGUCAGACGUACACCGUGUUCAACUAUAGUGUCGAAGUCGAGCUCAACGCUACUGCCGCCGAGGAGGAAGUGGGAGUAACCGCUUUCCUGACCCAAUACCAGCACAUCGAUCUUGGUCUCGUUGCGCUGAACACGACGGCGGGUUUGGACUAUUACCUUAGAUUCCGUGUCACUGGAACCGGCAAUUACGACGGUCCGGCUAUCGAGACAGUCGUUAAGCCCGUCCCAGAUGCGUGGGACCAGCCCUUACGGCUCAGCGUCCAAGCUGUCAACGACACGCAUUACGCCUUGUCUGCCUCUCCGUCUGAUGGUAGCACGGACGAAGAUAUCAUAGGGUAUGCUCCAAGUACCUUGCUAAGUGGAGGAACUGGCCCCUUUACCGGCACUUUGAUUGGUGCUUAUGCCACAAAUAAUGGCGGCACAGGGAAUUCUCCAGCAUAUGUGAGCAGAUGGAGGUACCAGGGUUUGCAACAAAAGCUCGAGUAG
Messenger RNA from Diaporthe batatas, 1710 nucleotides. RefSeq lists its product as uncharacterized. Gene Ontology annotation, biological process: carbohydrate metabolic process. The record is from RefSeq and is a predicted model, not a curated record. The coding region runs from base 1 to 1710 and encodes 569 amino acids. Gene Ontology annotation, molecular function: hydrolase activity, hydrolyzing O-glycosyl compounds. NCBI's taxonomy places the organism in Eukaryota, Fungi, Ascomycota, Sordariomycetes, Diaporthales, Diaporthaceae. The transcript has 2 exons.